CCUUCCUCCGCCUCCUCUUAAAGGGCCAUGUCUCUUUUCUCGCCGCUCCUACGGCUGCCGCCACGAGGCCUCGCCGCGGCCGCCGUGGCCGCCCGACACCGCCUGGCGCAAGCGAGGCCCCGGCCGGGCAGAAACGGAGGUCAGAGCCGAAGGACGCCCCGCCAAGCGGCAGAAGGAGGAGCUGUCAGCGUUGGCAGCGGCCUCGGCCUAUCAGCCUUCUUCCUUUUCUCCGGGGAACCUGCGCAGAAGGAGGGCGAGGGCGAUGCCGAGGGAGGAGAGGCCAAGGCGGACCCGGAGGCCGCCAUCAUUCUGGUGCUGAAGAAAGCCAAGCUGAAGAUCAUGAAAGGAGAAAUGGAAGAAGCCGAGCGCCUCCUGCACGAAGCCGCUUGGCUGUCUCAGCAAUCAAACAACAAAGCGGCCAUCAUUUACACCUAUGACAUGAUGGCAAACUUGGCCUUCCUCAGAGGAGAGCUGGAGAAGGCUGAAAAGCUUUUCAAGGCCACCAUGAGCUACAUGCUCGCCGGGGACGUAAAGCAAGAUGACAAUGCCAUUCUCCAGAUGUCCCUGAAGUUGGCCAGCAUCUACGCCGCUCAAAACCAGGACAAACUAGCCCUGGCUGGCUAUCAGUUCUGCAUCCUGACCCUGGAGGAGAAGGUCGCCAAGCAGAAGGAGAUGCCCGCGGACGCCUUGCCAGAGGAAGAGCGCAGCAACACCCACCUCCUGCUCGCCAUGACCCUUGAUUCCUACGCCCGCUAUCUCCUGGCCCACCAGCAGACCGCCCUGGCCCAGACCAUGUACGAACGGGCCCUGCAGAUCGCGGUGGAGGUCAACGGCGAGAGACAUCCGCAGACCGUGGUGGUGAUGAACGACUUGGCCACGGCACUGGAUGCUCAGGGCCUCUACGAGGACGCCUACGCCCAGGUGAGCCGCGCGGCGGAACUGGCCCAGCAGACCCAGCACCCCGAUGCCCCCGUGAUCCUGAACAACCUGGCCGGCAUCCUGAUCCAUAAAGGAGAUUAUUCCCAGGCCCAGCAGGUCUACCAAACCGCCCUGGAAGUGGCCGAGAAAUCCGGGGACGGCGUUGCCGUCAGAUACAUCACGAAGGAACUGGCACAGCUGGCCAAGAGGAAACGGGUGCGAGCCAAAGCGAGGGCCGGCUUGCAGGAGAUGGAGGCGGGCAAGGCCGGGGCUGAGGGGCCGAAGGAGUGACCGGCCCUGCUUCCCGCAAUUGGCUUGGACUACGAUUGUCCGAACUGCGACAGGUGCUUUGUCAGGGCCCCACGGCGUGGCUCUCCGUGGGGCAGCCCUCCACCGUUGCCCUGCCCAAGAGGACGGCAUGUAGGGGGCGCCAGCUGGAGGGCAGAGGGUGAGGACCCCACCCCCAGGACAGCCCCAGUUGGCACCGCCAGGGGCCGAAUAAAGCGGAGAUACCUGCAGCUUUUAAGCCAUAAAA
Molecule: messenger RNA, 1453 nt
Organism: Crotalus tigris (Tiger rattlesnake)
Lineage: Eukaryota; Metazoa; Chordata; Lepidosauria; Squamata; Viperidae
Gene: TTC19
Product: tetratricopeptide repeat domain 19
Exons: 10
Coding region: 28-1209 (393 amino acids)
Biological process (GO): mitochondrial respiratory chain complex III assembly
Cellular component (GO): mitochondrial inner membrane
Molecular function (GO): protein binding
Source: RefSeq, a predicted model, not a curated record